Messenger RNA from Physcomitrium patens, 2574 nucleotides. RefSeq lists its product as uncharacterized. Gene Ontology annotation, cellular component: cytoplasm; mitochondrion; chloroplast. The record is from RefSeq and is a predicted model, not a curated record. NCBI's taxonomy places the organism in Eukaryota, Viridiplantae, Streptophyta, Bryopsida, Funariales, Funariaceae. Gene Ontology annotation, molecular function: ATP hydrolysis activity; ATP binding; calcium ion binding.
CCACGAGCAAUACAGACCACCACGACCGCGAUCACCAUCGUCUCACUCGAUCUGAUCCCGCAUCUCCAAAUAAGCUUGAUUCCGAUCGUGGGUCCGAAUCCCAUGAAGUUGGAUUCAACAUCGAUGCAUGCUAGUCUGAACCUCACGUCAACACGAGCUCCAAAGGCUGCCCAGAUGCAUGGCAAUGUGGACGUGACUGAAGGCUUCAGUGUCCAUGCGUGAUUUCCGAUGUCAGGAAUUCGCCGUUUCCUGCGGUUGAUAUUGAAAUGUGCAGCGCCUGCGUUAUGACAUCAACAGCCGUCACAAUUGUCAAUGAGGAGUUAGCAUCAGCGGUCUCAGUUAUGGGGUACAAUUGACGUAGUUAUUUGCUCUGGACGUAGCUGUGGCAUCUCGUCUUCGUUUCCUGGACCUGUUCGGAAGUUUAGCCGGUGGGUCCUUACUUUCGGCAGGAUCUUUGGUGUCUAUAGCUAUGGAGACGCAGCACUUGACCUCCAAGCCAAUGCUCCUCAACCAAGAGGGGUUUCUUUGAUUGUUCUGGAAGGACAGGCGUGCAUGUCAUGAGGCAAAGGAGCCGCCUACAUCGAUCAUUUGGUCACCUGUGUGCCGUUGCCAUACCGUCCAUGGGUCGUGUCUUCAACAUGCGUUUACGAGAGUAUGGAGGGAUUGUGGAAAGCCUGGAGAGAAUUCCGAGGGGAACGUAUCCGUUGGAUGCGUAUCAUCAGCUGGUAAAGGCCGGCACCAUCAAAUUAGACGCAGGUCAAGUGGCUGCGUUGCAGCCUCUGGAGCGGUUGCACAGGGAGCUCGAAACGUAUGAGCAGUCAACUCCAGGGGUGGGCAACAAGUUCUUCUCAGCUGUGGGGUUGACCCGUCCGAAGGUGGCUCCUCAAGGGGUUUAUAUCCAUGGAGGGGUGGGUACAGGAAAAUCGUUAGUGGCGGAUAUUUUCUUCCACUGUAGUCCUAUCCAAAACAAACGAAGGGUUCAUUUCCAUCAGUUCAUGCUUGAUAUUCACAAGAGCCUGCACAAUAUGAGAACUUCGCAAAGGGAUGUUGACGUAGUGGAAGUGCUUGCCUCUGAUGUCUUGAAGUCAGGCUGGUUGCUCUGCUUCGAUGAAUUUCAGGUCACUGACAUUGCUGAUGCCAUGCUUCUGAAACGACUGUUGGAGAACCUUUUCAAAGGUGGAGGAAUCAUGGUGGCGUCUUCAAAUCGUGCUCCUGCUGAGUUGUACAAAAACGGUAUUCAAAGGGAACUAUUUCUACCAUGCAUUGAGCUGAUAAAGAGUCGGUGUCAAGUGUACGCCUUCCGCCCCCAAGCUUCUGACUAUCGUCUAAUCGGUACUCGCCCUGAAGGUUCCAGGGCUCUAGAUAAAGUUUGGCAUCAGCCACUUGACGACAAUACGGCUAAGAAAAUGGAGCUUGGGUUUCAGCAACUCGCUGGAGACCGCGCCAUUGGUCGCACGAUUUUGAAGGAAGGAAGUCGCACCAUCGAAGAAUGGUGCAUUCUUUUGAGUCUUUUGGCAGUUCCGAAAGCAGCUGGAGGUGUAGCUGCAUUUACUUUCAAGGAGCUUUGCGGAGCGGCCAAGGGAGCAGCUGACUACCUUGCAAUUGCAUCCUCUUUCCAUACUGUUUUCAUAUCAGGCAUUCCACGUCUAACAAGGGUCCACUCUGAACUCGUAAGGAGGUUCAUUACCCUGGUGGAUAUCUUCUAUGAGCAGAAAGUUAAGGUGAUCAUAAGUGCAGAAACAGAUCCUGGCAUUCUAUAUCAACCAAGGGCAGAGGACUCUGCAACAUUAAAAGGGAAAGUGGAAGUUGCCAUCCCUUCAACGGGUUCAAAAUACGUGGAGAGUGAUGAGGAGUUUGCAUUUGCACGAACUGUGUCGAGGUUGAACCACAUGCAAACUAGUGACUAUCUGUCAAGUGCAUGGGCUGAUCCAGGCAAGGCUUUUAUCUGUCACCUCGAGAGUGCGACGCUCCUGGAAGGCGAUUUAAGAAGGGUGUGGGACCGGUAUAAUGCAGACUCAGACUCCAAACUGAGUAAGGAUGAACUUCUUUCCAUGAUGGAGGACCUCACCGAAAUCAAAUCAGGCCAUAGACACGUGUCAUCGGAACUGGUGGAGGAUAUGUACAAGAAAUUAGAUGCCAACGGUGAUGGAAUUGUAGUAUGGACGGAAUUUCGAGAUUAUUUUUUGCGCUAUGGACUUCAAGUGCAAGCAGUUUAGACGCAAGUUCUGCGUUCAAAUGUAGAAUGCUAAUCAUCCUGUGAGAGAACUUGAACGCCUUUCAAGAAUGAAAAUGUUCGGUUACCUACCUGUGGACGCUUGACACUUCAGUAUUUCAAUACCUCGGUAACGUAGGAUACAUUUUCUAGUCUAAGUUCUAGUAUGUAUGAUAUUUGUCCGAGUAUCACCUAACAGUGGGUAGAAGCUGAAAGUCUUUGUUACAAUGUAAGUACUGCCAUUAUCAUGGAACUAGAGACACUGCCACCCGAAGUCCUUGUCUUGUGAAGCUAUUGCAAUGUUCAAUUUGUGGCAUUCACUGAUACGCAGAUCCUUCUAAUAAAUGGCAUUUUGUUUCAAA